Messenger RNA from Zeugodacus cucurbitae (melon fly), 1302 nucleotides. RefSeq lists its product as uncharacterized. Lineage: Eukaryota; Metazoa; Arthropoda; Insecta; Diptera; Tephritidae. The record is from RefSeq and is a predicted model, not a curated record. The coding region runs from base 197 to 1234 and encodes 345 amino acids. The transcript is spliced from 2 exons.
ACGCAAUGAAGUGUUAAAUUCGAUUUAAACUCCUUAACUCGCUUAUCGACAGCUGUGCCAGCAGUCAGGCAUGUGAGCAGCGCGCAUGUGCGGUGGCAGCCACAAACAGCAAUUUGCGGCAUUUGCAACAGUAUAAUGCCGCUAGAUUCUACUGGCGCUCAGUCGGGACUGCAAAGUGUUCGCGUGCAGACGCUUCAUGGAGAUGGCUGCAUUGGAACAAGAAUUUGUCGAUUUCUUCGCCGAGUGCAAGAAGCAAGGAUUUAGCGCCGCCGAGAUGCGUGCCAUAUGUCAGCCGUUGUUGCCACAUCGCAGCAACAGAUGUUGGGCGGUGACGUGCGCUUUGCUGGCUAUCUUCGGUGCAGUAUAUCUACUCUACAAUUGGUGCGAUGAAUUUAGUUGGUUUGUCAGCGCCAUCGGGCGGUUGUUGCUGCUACAGGUGUUACCCUAUUGGGAUUGGACUCCACUAUAUAAUAGUCGCUGUCUGAUUGAGCGUACUUUAGAUAAGGUGGACUCGGGAAGUGUGUCAUCCACCACGAAAAUCCUGGAGCGCUAUGAAACUGAAGCUGGGAAUUGUGUGCUCUGUGAGACGUUGGAACGCAUUCCCACAUCGUCGAAUAUCACCUUCUCAAUACUGGAAUCUAUGCAUCUCGAACGUGGUUGGCCAGUGAUUGUCACCGACUCGCAUCAACCACUUACGCUUAACACACUGCUCAAUCAAAUGUAUAACUCGUCGCUGGAUUUUCUGGAAAGUGAUCCCUGUGAUGUCUCAACGAAUUUAAUGCUGAAGAAGCUCUUUAACUUAGAACUGGCUUUGGAGAAGAUCAAGAAUACAACACCAACUAACAAUAAAUGGUUCCUACAAUUACGUAAUUGUCAGCGACGCGCUGUCAAGGCUUCGCGUCGCUUCGUCACAAGACCAUACUACUAUCCGCUACAUCUUGAGCCAUUCUACUCGAGUUGGGUGCUGCUGUCGCAGAACUAUGCGAACGAAAAAUUGCGAGAAAUCUAUUUACGUGGCUUGAUCUUCGUUCAGCAGCUGAGCGGUCACUUUGAUAUACGUCUGCGACCGAAGCAACCCUGCCAAGAGCGUUGCCCUGUGGUGAAUAUACGUUUGGGUGCUGGAGAAUGCUUGAUUUUCUCCACGGAUUUGUGGGUUUUCAGCUAUGGUACUGAGACGAUCGAAAGUAAACUCGUUUCGUUGGCGACAGUGUUGGAAAUCGAUUGGCAGUUGUAGAGGGAAUAAAUAUUAAUUUACAUGUAACUGAGAAUGUGUUAAUAAAAUAACAAUAAAUUAAAAUGGAA